Mesoplodon densirostris (Blainville's beaked whale) is the source of this 516-nucleotide messenger RNA. It is a transcript of the gene FAM177B, whose product is annotated as family with sequence similarity 177 member B. Bases 1 to 516 code for a protein of 171 amino acids. The record is from RefSeq and is a predicted model, not a curated record. The transcript has 4 exons. NCBI's taxonomy places the organism in Eukaryota, Metazoa, Chordata, Mammalia, Artiodactyla, Ziphiidae.
AUGGAAAAAGACAGUUUCCAGCAGUUAGAACUAGAGAAGGGUAGACCUUCCAAAAGGAGGACUCCCAAAAGAGUUAUCCAUUUUGUUGACGGUGACAUCAUGGAAGAAUAUAGCACAGAGGAAGAGGAAGAAAAAGAGGAACAGAGAACAAAUUCAACACUUGAUCCUUCUAAACUUUCAUGGGGGUCCUACCUAAGGUUUUGGGCAGGGCGAAUAGCAAGGACCUCAUUUUCUACAUGUGAAUUCCUUGGUGGAAGAUUUGCUGUCUUCUUUGGUCUUAAUCAACCCAAAUACCAGUAUAUGUUAAAUGAGUACUAUAGAACACAAAAUAAGGAAAGUGACAAGGAAAGUGAAGGGAAUGGAUCAAAGGCCCAACCAGCCAAUAUUCCCAAUGAAAAGUGUCACCUGGAGGCUGGGGGCCGAGAGUAUGGAACGAGACAACAGGACAUUGCCGAGGGCAUUCCUCAGUGGAGUAUCUCAUCCAGCGAGGGCCUGAUGGCAGAUUCCAGUUCCUAA